Messenger RNA from Medioppia subpectinata, 941 nucleotides. NCBI's taxonomy places the organism in Eukaryota, Metazoa, Arthropoda, Arachnida, Sarcoptiformes, Oppiidae. The record is from the annotation of a GenBank genome assembly.
UAACUGAUAAUCACUUCUUCGCACACAUUGUCUGCAAUUAUUAUGUGUUUAUCACUCGUCGAGUGUCAACACAUUGAACCACAACCACAGCGACGACCAGUUUAAGCGAUGAGAACCACUGGUGACCACCACUUGGAGGGGCCGUCGAUGGUCACCACCACUACAGCCGAGGCCACAGCCAUCGGCGGUGAUCACGUCUACACCAUCGAAGAUCUCGGCCUAAGAGCCGCACCGCAAACGCAACACACAUUCAUUGGUCCCGGAGUGUUUAGAGAGCGUGCCUUCGAGUUGAUAGCAUUUGUGGCCACGAUUACCAUUGUUUUAGUAUACGUUAUAUUCAACUAUUCUGCCAAUCAGUCGCACAACAGCAUUAAAAUUGCGCGUUUGACGAUCACAUGUCUAUUCGCACCCAUACUGAUAGUGGGAGGCAUUGUAUUUACUAUGAGAUACCUUCGGUCCAAAAAUUUGAUUUUCCGGACCGUCGGCGCCAACGCUGAGAUGCAACGGAUCUGCGAAAUACUAUUCGCCGCUCAAAGUCUGUUGAAAUUUGACGUACAAUUAGCCGGUUCUUCGCUCAUACUGUGGCUCCGCAAAGGCUUCAGACAUUGGGAUCAAACCGACCAAAUCGUUGUCAGCAUCGGAUCCAUUGUCACAAUUGCGUGGAUUUCAUUGGGAUUAUGCGGUUUGAAAACAAGCCAACAGUUUAUGUAUUUCUAGCGACGAGUAUUUUCGAGCCCAUUAUUAUUAUCUGGAAUUUAGUCCGAUAUUCAGAGGGUGUCGACGACGAAGUGUNACAAUCCGAUAAAUGUCCAAAGUAUUGUAAUAGCAGUUCCAGCACUGACUACAAUAAUCUCGGUCGAAGUCCAAUACUCAAUACCAUUCCUUAGCCAUAGUAUGAGCGAAGAAGCGCUCAAUUGUACAUCAAAUAUAAGCAAACUCUG